GACGGAAGGUGGCGCAUUUUAAGCGCUGAAAUCGAGCGUACGCCUCUGGAACAUUAAUGCACCCAUCUCGCUCUCUUAUCCUACGCUCUUAUGGUUUCCUAUUUAGCUUUAUGCACAGUAUAAAUGUAAGGGGGGUAUUGGUGGAGGGGGUGAAACGAGCACCGGAGCUUACGGUAGCAAAUUCCCCGAAAGACGUCAGCGUUGAGCUCUCUCUCUCUGUUUGGCCUCCUUUCCUUCCCAUUCGCGUGCCCUGCUUUUUCGCGCACUGUCAGAUCUCUCCAUCUCUUUCUAUAUGUGUUGUCUUAGCUUUAUCGCUCUUUUUGGUAUAGUCUAAUCUUCUUCAUUUCUUGCUGCUCUCUCUCUCUCUCUCUGGUCCCAUUUACUGUGCUCUCUUUCUCUCUCGCUCUAGGCUUGGGAUAUUUUCUCGCUCUAGGGUUUGAGUCUUGAGCGUUUUUUCCAAAUUCUAUAUUCUGUUUUAAAGAUACGUCUCUGUUUCAUUGAGUUGGAGAUGCGUCGACGACGAAGCGCGGUUCUGUGUGGUUAAGAGGGAAUAUACAUUAUGAGGAGCUCAAGUUUGAGGCAAUGGGCAGUGGAGUAUGCAUCUGGAAAUGAAGGAGAGACAGCGUUGGAGAGCUGAGGAGGACGCAUUGUUACGAGCAUAUGUCAAACAAUAUGGCCCUAGGGAGUGGAAUCUCGUGUCACAGCGCAUGAACACACCCCUAAACAGAGAUGCCAAGUCCUGCUUAGAAAGGUGGAAGAACUACCUCAAACCCGGCAUAAAGAAAGGAUCCCUCACUGAAGAGGAGCAGCGUCUUGUUAUCCGCCUUCAAGCCAAGCAUGGCAACAAAUGGAAGAAAAUUGCAGCUGAAGUCCCAGGUCGUACUGCCAAGAGACUAGGCAAGUGGUGGGAAGUGUUUAAAGAGAAGCAGCAAAGGGAGCAAAAGGAGAAUAACAAGGCAGUUGACCCCAUUGAGGACGGCAAGUACGAUAGGAUUCUUGAGACUUUUGCCGAGAAGUUAGUGAAAGAGCGCGCCACCCCAGCAUAUCUCAUGGCCACUUCCAAUGGAGGUUUUCUUCAUACUGACCCACCUGCCGCUGCACCUGCUUUGCUACCUCCAUGGCUUUCUAAUUCCAACGGCACCUCCACAGUUAGGCCGCCCUCCCCUUCUGUAACCCUCAGUCUCUCUCCCUCAACGGUUGCAGCCCCUCCCUCGAUCCCAUGGUUGCAGCCUGAUAGAGGAGGACCAGAUAAUACCCCUCAUGUUUUUGGCAAUUUGCCGCCUCAAGGGUCAGUACCCGGUUGCGGAGAGAGCAUGCUGAUAUCUGAACUAGUGGAGUGCUGCAGAGAUUUGGAAGAAGGGCACCGUGCUUGGAUGGCGCACAAGAAGGAAGCAGCCUGGAGGUUAAGAAGGGUAGAGUUGCAACUGGAAUCGGAGAAGGGAUGCCGGAGGAGGGAAAAGAUGGAAGAGAUUGAGGCAAAGGUGAAGGCUCUGAGGGAAGAGCAGAAGGUUGGUCUAGAUAGAAUCGAAGCAGAAUACAGGGAACAAUUGGCAGGACUAAGGAGGGAUGCAGAAGCCAAGGAGCAGAAGUUGGCUGAACAAUGGGCUGCAAAACACUUGCGUCUUACCAAGUUUCUUGAACAGACGGGCUGCAGACCCAGGCAUGCUGAUAAUGGCCGAUGAGGAAAAUCCAUAUAGUGGGGUGUGGGUUGUAUCAUGUUUGUCUAAAUCCUAUGCUUGAUCAUGUUGUGUCCAUUCUCCUCUUAUAAUCUAUUAUAGCUGUCUCUUUAUCUUUACUGUCUACUUAUUGGCUGGACCGACUGAAUGUAAGGCAGCAUUUGCUGAACCUGCACUACGUGCAUUUUUUCCUUCUAGCUGUAUGAUAUACUUAUAUUCAAUUGUUGCUUGAA
Corylus avellana is the source of this 1909-nucleotide messenger RNA. It is a transcript of the gene AS1, whose product is annotated as myb-like HTH transcriptional regulator family protein. Lineage: Eukaryota; Viridiplantae; Streptophyta; Magnoliopsida; Fagales; Betulaceae. The record is from RefSeq and is a predicted model, not a curated record.